AUUUUUUCUUUGAGUGAACUGCAGUGUACAGAGAUGCAAUGUAUUUGAUAUAAAAAAAACAACCAACUGAAGACAAAGUUAUCUGAAAUAUUCCAGAUUUUAUCAGAUGUCAUCAUGAAUGGAGCAGUAAUUUAAAUUUUUGUCAUCAUAAAAGACAAAUAUAGAUCAGUAACUGUUAACCAAGUAUUAACCAUUGCUUAUACAAUCCACUGCUCUAAAGGAAAAAGUCUAUAGCUCUGAUAUAAGUUCAUUCCUCUGAUUAGCACAUCCAACAGGAUGGCCUCCCUUUCUGCAGAGGAAGAAAACUAUGUUAGAAUGAGUUUAUUACUAACAGGAAUUUCUGAACGUGCAGCUAGAAAAUUCUUUGAUAGUGAAUUUGCUCCAAGAUGUUUAUCUGCCUCAUUGAGAAAAGAGUACAACAACUUGCUCUACUUAAAAAAGAAACACAGAAUCAACCGAUCACAAUGGAACCUCCUGUUCCCACGAUAUCCUGAUGACCCAAAAUCCAAGACAUUUGACAUUACAUUAAUGAUUACACUUUUAAGAAACCUUAAGAACAUAACCAAUCCUCAUGGUGGAUUUGACUGUUUACCCACUGCAACGGCAACCACACCAGGUUCAGAUUUAGCUAGAAUCAAAUACUAUCGGAACUACCUGGCUCAACUGGAUGGUGGGAAAGUAGGAACCACAGACUUCAACACUGCAUGGGACAUUAUAUCUGGGGCCAUUGGAAGAUUAGGUGGACAGAAAAUAAAACAAGACUGUGAUCAACUAAGAACCAGAACACUAGACCAGACAAACAAAGAAAUAAUAGAGGAUAUUAAAUGUUCUAAAGAUGAAAUGAAGAAUCUACAAGAGUCACUUAACACUUUGAAAAGAUUUCACGAAGUACUACUCGAAGGGGAUCAUAGUGAACUGAAAAGAUCUUACGAAGAACUCCAAGAGGAUCAUAUUGAAAUGACAGAUGAAGUUAAAAGGUUGAAAACUUCCCACGAUGAUACAGUACCUUGCAAUAUAAGAGCAAGAAUUAAAGAAACACUUAAAGCCUGGAAGAAAAAUGACGAUCAGCUGUUUAUAAACACCAGAGCUGCAAAGCAUGUACUAAAAUGUAUACAGGAAAACAGUUGUGUUACUAUAACUGCUAGUUCUGGUGUAGGAAAAACUGCCACUCUCCGACAUGUAGCUUUACAAAUGGCCGAAGAAGAGUUUGAUGUUCUUCUGGUUACAGAGCCAAGUGACAUUGUAAGGUUUUACAAUCCUAAAGCAAAAACAUUGUUUGUUAUGGAUGAUUUAUGCGGAAAUUUUUCUGUUAAGCAGAGUGACAUUAAACAUUGGGAACCUGUUAUAGAGGAUAUAAAAAAGCUUCUUGGAAACAAACGAACAAGAAUUAUUGCUGCAUGUCACUCAUAUGUAUAUAUGGAUGAAAAGUUUGAAUCUUUAUCAGUUUUCAAGUCAUGUGAAUGUAACCUUUUGUCUGAGAACAUAUGUUUGUUAAAAACUGAAAAACAAUCAAUAGCAGAGUUAUAUCUGAAAAAGAAAGCCCCUGCGAUUACUGGCUAUAGUGAUUUAUAUGAUUAUUUUCCUCUUUUAUGUAAAUUAUACCAUGAUAAUUCUAACCUUAAUAUUAUAAAUUUCUUCCAGAAUCCAUUUACAGUUUAUGAAGCAGAUAUUGACAAGCUCCUCAAAAAAGGGCAUAACACUAAAUAUUGUGCUCUGGCUUUAUGUGUCAUAUUUAACAACAAAUUGAACGAUGAAAUAUUGAUAGAUGAGGUAAAUGAAGGAACUGGGAUUAUUAUUGAGAACACAUGUGAAGCAUGUAGAGUGGAUAGGACAACACCAAGACUUUUAUUACAGAAUGAACUGAACUCGCUUAAAGAUACAUUUAUUAGGAAAGACGGAAACAUGUACAAGAUAAUACAUAAUAAAAUAUUUGACUUCCUAGCUUACUUCUUUGGACAGAAAAUAAUACAAUGCUUGAUAAAGAAUGCAGAUAGUAGUUUGAUCCAUGAGAGGUUUUUAUUAGAAAGCAACGAUGAGAUGGAUCAGUUUAUUACUGUUAUACCACCAACGUAUCAUCAGAUGUACAUACAGAGAAUGAUUGAUGACUGGUCAAAGGGAAAAUUACAUGAUGUAUUUAGUAACAUCAAUAUGAAGAUGCCACAAUUUAGACGGCAAUUUAUGCUUCAUUUAGAUACAUUAGAUAUAUCUCACCAAAGACAGCUAGCACAUAUCUUAGAUCAACCUAAACCUAUGGAAAACAUUCUUCAUUAUGAUGAUGAUGAUGUUCUUUUGAAAUGCUGCGUAAUGGGUGACAUUUCUUUGGUUCUAUGGUGUUGUAAUUUGGGUGUGGAUGUUAACAACUAUAUUUAUUUUGAUGAGUCACCUUUAAUGAAAGCUUGUGAACACGGUCAUACAGAAAUAGUAAAGAUCUUGUUAGAAAGAGGAGUAGACUUUAAUAGAUGUGAUGAUGAUAGUGAGUCACCUUUAAUGAAGGCUUGUGAACAUGGUCAUACAGAAAUAGUCAAGAUCUUGUUAGAAAGAGGAGCAGACUUUAAUAGAUGUAAUGAUGAUAGUGAGUCACCUUUAAUGAAGGCAUGUGAACAUAGUCAUACAGAAAUAGUCAAGAUCUUGUUAGAAAGAGGAGCAGACGUAAAUAGAUGUGAUGAUAAUAGUGAGUCACCUUUAAUGAAGGCAUGUGAACAUGGUCAUACAGAAAUAGUCAAGAUCUUGUUAGAAAGAGGAGCAGACUUUAAUAGAUGUGAUGAUGAUAGUCAGUCACCUGUAAUGAAGGCUUGUGGACAUGGUCAUACAGAAAUAGUAAAGUUACUGUUGGACAGAGGAGCAGACUUUACUAGAUGUGAUAAAUGGGCUCAGUCACCAUUAAUGAAGGCCUGUGAACUUGGUCAUACAGAAAUAGUAAAGAAAUUGGUAGACAAAAGAGCUGACUGUAAUACACGUAAUAUAUGGGGACAGUCACCUUUGAUGAGGGCGUGUGAACUUGGUCAUACAGAAAUAGCAAAGAUGUUGUUAGACAGAGGAGCAGACUGUAAUAAGCGUGACAAUUAUGGGAAGUCACCUGUAAUAAAGGCUUGUAAGCAUGGUCAUACAGAAAUAGUAAAGUUACUGUUGGACAGAGGAGCAGACUUGACUAGAUGUGAUACUUUUGCCCAGUCACCAUUAAUGAUGGCCUGUGAACUUGGUCAUACAGAAAUAUUAAAGAAAUUGGUAGACAAAAGAGCUGACUGUAAUACAUGUAAUAUAUGGGGACAGUCACCUUUGAUGAGGGCGUGUGAACUUGGUCAUACAGAAAUAGCAAAGAUGUUGUUAAACAGAGGAGCAGACUAUAAUAAAUAUGAUGAUUAUUGUCGGUCACUUGUAAUGAAAGCUUGUGAAAAUGGUCAUACAAAAAUAGUGCAAAUGUUGUUAGACAGUGGGGCAGACAGUGAAAGAUGCAAUUUUUAUGGCGAGUCAUCCUUAAUGACAGCUUGCAAACAUGGUCAUACAGAAAUAGUGAAGAUAAUGUUGGAUAAAAGAGCAGACUAUACUAAGUGUGAUAAUGAUGGCGAGUCACCUGUAAUGACGGCUUGUGAACAUAGUCAUACAGAAAUAGUUAAGAUGCUAUUGGACAGAGGAGCAGACUUUAAUAAAUGUGAUGAUGAUAAUAAUUCACCUAUAAAGAAGGCUUUUGAACAUGGUCAUACCGAAAUAGUAAAGAUGUUGUUAGACAGAGGAGCAGACUAUAAUAAAUGUAACAGUUCGAAAGAGCCAACUUUAAUGAAGGCUUGUGAACAUGGUUAUACAGAAGUAGCCAAAAUGUUGUUAGACAAAGGAGCAGACUAUGAUAAAUGUGACAGGUUGGGUCAAUCACCUUUAAUGAUAGCAUAUGAACAGGGUCAUACAGAAAUAGUAAUGAUGUUAUUGGACAGAGGAGCAGACCAUAAUAUAUGGGACGAUGAUGGUGAGUCACUCUUACUUAAGGCAUGUGAACAUGGCCAAACAGAAAUAGUUAUGAUGUUGUUAGACAGAGGAGCAGACUGUAAUGAAUGUGACAUGUGGGCUGAGUCACCUAUGAUGAAGGCCUGUGAACAUGGUUAUUCAGAAAUAGUAAAGAUAUUGUUAGACAAGGGAGCAGACUGCAAUAAAUGUGACAGGUGCGGUAAAUCACCUUUAAUGGUGGCUUGUGAAAAUGAUUAUUCAGAAAUAGUAAUGUUGCUAUUAGACAGAGGAGCAGACUAUGAUGACUGUGAUGAUUGGAAUGAGUCGCCGUUAACGAUAGCUUGUGAACAGGGACAUAUAGAAAUAGUAAAGUUGUUGUUAGACAGAGGCACAGAUUAUAAUAAAUGCGAGAAGAUAAGUCAAUCACAUAUAUUGCAGGCAUGUGAUAAUGGUCAUGCAGAAGUAGUAUCAAUGUUAUUUGACAGAUGUGCAGACCAGAAUUUAUUUGAUGAUGUGGGUGGGUCUCUUUUAAUGAAGGCUUGUGAGCUCGGACAUGAAGACAUAGUAAAGUUGUUGCUGGUAAGAGGGGUAGACUAUAAUAGAUGUGACUCUAAGGGUCAAUCAGCUUUAAAUAUUGCUACUAGAAAAGGUUACAAAGAUAUAGUUGAUAUCAUUAAUCAACAUUCAAGUCAGAAAAUAGUGUAAAAUAAUAUCAAAAAUUAUUAAAACCUUCAUACCUAUAA
This is a messenger RNA of Mytilus californianus (California mussel), 4679 nucleotides long. Its product is annotated as ankyrin repeat domain-containing protein 17-like. Bases 277 to 4641 code for a protein of 1454 amino acids. The transcript is spliced from 5 exons. NCBI's taxonomy places the organism in Eukaryota, Metazoa, Mollusca, Bivalvia, Mytilida, Mytilidae. Gene Ontology annotation, molecular function: protein binding. The record is from RefSeq and is a predicted model, not a curated record.